Molecule: messenger RNA, 1328 nt
Organism: Didymella exigua CBS 183.55
Lineage: Eukaryota; Fungi; Ascomycota; Dothideomycetes; Pleosporales; Didymellaceae
Product: glycoside hydrolase family 5 protein
Exons: 3
Coding region: 52-1140 (362 amino acids)
Molecular function (GO): hydrolase activity, hydrolyzing O-glycosyl compounds
Source: RefSeq, a predicted model, not a curated record
AGUGAAUCCAGAAGGGACCAUCAGGCAAAGAGCAUUCUAUCGUUGACCAUCAUGAAGUUCUCAACCUUACUUACCGGAGCGUUCCUUGGCCUCACGCCUUUCACAACGUACGCAGCCAACUCGUUCUCGGCCUCCAACUUGUACUAUGCAGCUGGAUUGAAAGAGGAGCAGCAGACAACUCUAUUCGAGGGUCUGCAGAGCGCUGGCGUGAAGGUGCUGCGCGUGUGGCUUGAUGGCCAGAGCCAAGGCCAAAAGGGCACAGAUAUCGAUCCCUUUCCGUCUCUGCAAGGCGACUCACCCACAGCCUGGGAUGAUACCGUCCUCAACCGUCUCGACAAGUUCAUGGUCAAGGCGCACGAUUACGGUAUCAAGCUAUUGAUCUCAGUCCACAGCUACAAUGCCCUCGAAGGCAACAGUGAUUUUUAUGGAAAGUGGUACGGCAAAGGCGACUUCUAUACCAACAGCGACGCCAUCAGUCACUUCAAGGACCGCAUUGCGCACGUGCUUGCACAUGUCAAUCCUGCCAACGGCAAGACCUGGGCACAAAGCCCCGAAUACAUCUUCGCAUUCGAGGCUCAGAAUGAAGCCAUGCACCCUCAGGGCAACGCCAAAGCCCUCCAAUCCUGGCAGUGCACCAUGGCUGAGUCACUGAAGUCCGCACUCGCUGGGAGCACCGAUAUUCUUGUCACGACUGGCGGCGGCGCCUAUCUUGCCAACUCUCUUCUCGACGGAUACUUCAACUGUGCGGCCCUUGACGUCCUCGCCAUCCACGCCUACGGCAUCGGUGACUUCGCCACCGAGAAGCUGAAGCUUUUCGUUGACCGCGCUAUAGCCGCCAACAAAAAGCUUAUCAUGCAAGAGUGGGGUGCGUGCUAUACUUCUGCUUCGAACAACAACUGUAAUGGCGGUAGUCCUAUCAGCACUAGUGCGCGUGAUGCAAACAUCAAGCAGUGGGCAGCACAGAUCGACGCUGCUGGCAUUCCGUGGUUCUACUGGCAGAUUCUGCCAAAUGCGGACCCGCACCACGAUUGGGAUUAUGAGGUCGGUAUCGACGAUAACAACUGGGAGGUCUUGAAGGAGGCGGGACUCGCAGCUGGUCAGGCCGAGAGUGCCUUUGACUUCUCGGGCUGGCUUCUGUAGAAUAGGGAACCUCGGUCAGUCGAGAGGGCGUAAUUUGCUCUGUUGGGUAUGAUUUUGUCUCAGUGUAUCACUCUGUAGCUGGAAGUCUCUAAAGUCAAUAGCCCAUAGUAGCCAUCCGGUCUCUGUGCGAUGGAUAUAUCGGGGCCGUAGCAGUAGCGUUAUCAACAAUCGAGUCAAUUUCGACCUCA